GCAGCGGCGCGGGGCGUCCCCGGGACCGGGCGGGAUGAGCGCGGCAGAGGCCGACCGCUGGGCGUGGCUGCUGGUGCUCAGCUUCGUGUUCGGCUGCAAUGUCCUUCGGAUCCUCCUGCCGUCCUUGUCGUCCUUUAUGUCCAGGGCCCUGCAGAAGGAUGCGGAGCAGGAGUCGCAGAUGCGAGCCGAGAUCCAGGACAUGAAGCAGGAGCUGUCCACAGUCAACAUGAUGGACGAGUUUGCCCGGUACGCCCGGCUGGAGAGGAAGAUCAACAAGAUGACGGAUAAACUCAAAACUCACGUGAAAGCACGGACAGCUCAGCUAGCCAAGAUAAAAUGGGUUAUCAGCGUUGCUUUCCACAUACUGCAGGCUGCCCUGAUGGUCUCGCUCAUUUGGAAGUAUUACUCCGUGCCCGUGGCUGUCGUGCCCAGGAAGUGGAUAACCCCGCUUGACCGUCUGGUGGCUUUCCCUACCAGGGUGGCAGGUAAGACGGCUCUGAGCGCGCCCAGAGGCUGGAAGGGCUUCUGCGGACAAGUGUGGUGGAGGCCCAGGGGCCUGUGUCCGGCUGUGCUUUGAGGUGGCGCCUCCACGAGGCCUGCUGUGAGGAAACCGGGGCCAGGAGGAGUCCCCUCCUUUGUCCUGUGUCGGCACAGGGCUGGGGGGCACAGCUGUGGCCUAGUCCCUGGUCUGCCCUGGAGCCCAGUGCUUGGAGUCCUCGGCCAUGGACUGGCAGUGUGUCUCUCCUGCCCUCGUCCGGUUAUAGAGGGCCUCGUCGUGGCAUCCUGCUGUUGGCAGGGACACCCCUCUCUCUUUUAGACAUUAAGAGUAGUAGCACCUGUUUUUGUAGAAUGAUUAAAAAUAAAAAUACAGGCAUGAUUUUGCGAAAGCCCCAGCAGCUGUGGAUAAUUCCCCUUAAAGAGGUAUUUUUCCUAGCUGUAUUCCCCACCUGUUUUAACUACAGUUAAGGCCGGCUGGCACACAGCGUUUUAUGCGCGUGCUGAGUGUCACCUUGUGAGCUUUUCCCUGUGCGUCUGUCUGGGUUGCCAUAGGACAAAAUCCCACCAGUUAUCGUGCAAACAGAAGGAUUCAUUUCUUGCAGAAGUGGAGUCUGGAAGUGCAGGCUGAGGGUGCUGGCAGCUGUCAUGUGUGGUGACACGAUUCUCGGGCUUCUGGGGAGCAGCUUGCUGUGUUCUGGGGCGCUGGCCUGGGGCC
This is a messenger RNA of Ochotona curzoniae (black-lipped pika), 1213 nucleotides long. RefSeq names its product guided entry of tail-anchored proteins factor 1 (gene GET1). Gene Ontology annotation, biological process: tail-anchored membrane protein insertion into ER membrane. The record is from RefSeq and is a predicted model, not a curated record. Lineage: Eukaryota; Metazoa; Chordata; Mammalia; Lagomorpha; Ochotonidae. Bases 35 to 577 code for a protein of 180 amino acids. The transcript has 4 exons.